This is a messenger RNA of Thamnophis sirtalis, 934 nucleotides long. The record is from RefSeq and is a predicted model, not a curated record. Lineage: Eukaryota; Metazoa; Chordata; Lepidosauria; Squamata; Natricidae.
UCCUUACACCAUAAAUUUAAAAAUUGCAACUACUUUUAUUUUUUUUUUAGAUUCUUUAAAUCUUUGGGAAUUCUAUAUAUAGCUGCUUGGUCUAACCACUAGACUCUACAUUUCUCAGUAAUUCUAAUUUUAAUUUUUGUGAUGUCAUCCUAAAAUUGUGAUGUAAACUAUCUCCCCAUCUUUCUGGUUUAUUUGCUGCUUUCAUUUCAGAGAAUAUCCACCUUUGUGAUGCAGAGCAUGGCUUUUUUACAGUCUUUUUCCCCUGUGCCAGGAUCACAGGUAUUUGUAAACGGAGAUCUCAAACUUCAUCAGCGGCAACCCCUUCACCAUGCUGGGCUGGAUAGCAGAUACAAUGUAUCUGUGAUCAAUAGUACAAGUCCUUUUGCCCAAGACUAUGAUUUUGUGAACAUCGUUGAAACAUAUCAGAAGAGGAAUGUUACAACAGUUUUGGCUGGCCCCAGUCCCAUUUGGGUGACUGGAAGAUCACAAGAUCAACCAUUUGUGAUCCAGGCCUUCAUCCAUUAUCCGAUGGAAUUGAUUGUAUAUCAGCCAGGCUUCUGGGAGAUUAUGAAGUUUGCCUGGAUACAGUACAUUAGCAUCCUCCUGAUUUUUUUGUGGAUUUUUGAAAGAAUAAAAAUCUUCCUUCUUCAAAAUCAAGUGCUGAACACAGUGCCGGUGUCUCCGCUUCCCCCGCCGCAGUCCUAUAAAGAGCACAAAUCCUGACCAAGCCUGCACAGAGGAAGAACUUUGCUCUCAGUGGCCUCCACUGCUUUGCAUUUGGAAGAUGAGGCUUUCCACAGGAUGGGUUUAUGUAUUAUUUUUGCAAAGUUUAUCAGUAUAGAUUUUCUUUCCUGUCCUAUUUUCAGAAAUCUGUUUGUUAUUAUGGUCUAUCAGAUGGCAUAACUAUAAUACAGUGACAAGAUGAACAAUUUAA